Tachysurus vachellii is the source of this 3884-nucleotide messenger RNA. RefSeq names its product zinc finger DHHC-type palmitoyltransferase 18a (gene zdhhc18a). The record is from RefSeq and is a predicted model, not a curated record. Lineage: Eukaryota; Metazoa; Chordata; Actinopteri; Siluriformes; Bagridae. Gene Ontology annotation, cellular component: endoplasmic reticulum; Golgi apparatus. Gene Ontology annotation, biological process: peptidyl-L-cysteine S-palmitoylation; protein targeting to membrane. Bases 721 to 2121 code for a protein of 466 amino acids. The transcript has 9 exons. Gene Ontology annotation, molecular function: protein-cysteine S-palmitoyltransferase activity.
GGGCCUUAAUUUGGCCAAUCAGACGUCUCGUCUAGGAAGUUAACCAAGCUUGUGUUAAAAACAAGGGUUUGUUUUACAAUAAAUUUAAAGCGUAACCCGUGUCAGUCCUUACAGACAGAACUCUGGCACAACAAAGGCUCGCUAUUGGAGAUCGAAAUGCUUGACCGUCUACUGGUAGCGUCUGAAUGUGCUCAAACACCAAGUAUUAGCUUAGCAUAGCUAACUGGUUUAGCUAAUUAGCCUUGUUGCUAACUGCAGGCUUCUUGCUUUCUAGUGACAAUAAACCCAGCAUGUAAUAAGUACGUUAUAAUAAGGUAAUGUAAAGGGACAGAAAUUAAUUAGCGUGAUUUAAUUCAGACAUUAAAUACCGUCAUAAAGACCUACAACGCCUUAGCAUACGAGUGCUAACUAAUCGGCUAGUCGGGCUAGUCAUCUUUACUAGUUUACUGACGUCUGUCUUGUGUUUCUGCCGUUAAACUGUGUGUAUAGUAACAAUUUUGUAUAAACCAAGACUUUACAUAUCAUUUAUAUAUCACUAAAGAAGGAUUAUUUGACGUUAGUUAUAUCAUAUAACGGUGUUAGUCAGCGAGGUUGUGUUCAGGUGAUCAAGACAAUAUUAUUAUUGGGCGUUACACACGUCCCUUUAUUUACUCCAAUUUAUACUCAAAAUAACCAUUUUGCUUGCUGAAGUCGUGAACUCACUGGUCACAAUCGCUUACAAUGAAAAACUGUGAAUACCAACAAAUUGACCCCAGAGCACUGGGAACCCCGGGAUCCACACCAGCUUCCACUCUGCCACUUCCAAGAAAAGAGCUUCCUCAUCCGAAGAGAAAAUGGGAAGUGUUUCCUGGGAAAAACCGCUUCUACUGUAACGGACGCAUCGUCGUGGCCCGUCAGUGUGGUGUGCUGCCGUUGACCCUCAGCCUUAUUGUCCUCACCUCCACCCUAUUCUUCAUAUUUGAUUGUCCUUUUCUGGUGGCUCACCUCACCAUUUGCAUCCCAGUGAUUGCUGGAGUGCUUUUUCUCUUUGUGAUCAUCACCCUUCUUCGCACCAGUUUUACAGAUCCAGGGAUCUUACCCAGGGCUUUACCAGAGGAGGCUGCUGACAUUGAGCGCCAAAUAGAUAAUUGUGGGUCAGCUACAUACCGACCCCCGCCCCGGACUAAAGAGAUCCUUAUUAACGGACAGCUGGUCAAACUCAAAUACUGUUUCACCUGCAAGAUGUUCCGUCCACCUCGUACCUCCCACUGUAGUCUGUGUGACAACUGUGUAGAGCGCUUUGAUCACCAUUGCCCGUGGGUGGGGAAUUGUGUUGGCAAGCGCAACUACCGCUUUUUCUAUACUUUCAUAGUUUCGUUGUCUUUUCUUACCUCCUUCAUCUUUGGAUGUGUGAUCACGCACCUCACUUUACGAUCACAGGGUGGAAAAGGCUUCGUACAAGCCUUACAGGAGAGUCCAGCCAGUGUUGUGGAACUGGUUGUUUGUUUCUUCUCCAUCUGGUCUAUCCUGGGACUGUCUGGUUUCCAUACCUACUUGGUGGCUUCGAACCUCACAACAAAUGAAGAUAUUAAGGGCUCUUGGUCAAGUAAAAGAGGUGUGGAAGAAUCUGGGAACCCUUACAGCUUUAACAGCAUCUUCACUAACUGCUGUGUUGUGCUGUGUGGUCCAAUGCCUCCCAGCUUGAUUGACAGAAGAGGGUUUUUACCUCCAGAUGUCAUCCCUCAAACAGUGACAUCUGAAACUGAGCUUCAUCCUUUUAUGACAAAGAACGACAUCAACAUGUGCACACAGUGUGCCAAGGAGCUAUUGGAGUCAGUUUCUCACUCCUCAAUGAUCCAGAGCAGCUGCAGUUCAGCUACAACCAAGACCACACCAGUGACCCAGGAGAAUCUGCUAAUUACUGUCUCAAACUCUCUCAAGUCUCCAUCUGGUAGGCCUUCUACCAUCUGCUGUGGAAGACAGGAGCACCAUCCGAAGGACGAGAGCUGCCCUCAGCAAAUGAGUGAAAAAUUCACAUUGGAUGCUCAGAUACUUAGCUUCCAUCGUUCACUCUAUUCUGGUAGCCAUGGUUCUGUCAUUCUCAGUGAUACCUCUGACAUGGGAUUGCUCCCACUGACCUGAUGGCACAAGAACCAGCCCCAGUAUACAAGGAGAGCACCUGACCCCCAUUCACUAACUGAGAAAACGUGACAGAUGGCAUUUCACUCAGGAAGUUCUCAGGAGUCAUACUGUCUCUUAACAGUGGAAAAACACCCAUUGGACCCAAGAUUUGUUUGACAAAUCUUUUAAACAAAAGAUUUAUUUAGGAUUAAUUAUUGUUCUCUGUUCCAUCUGCUGAGUGGGAAUAUUGGGAAGCACAAUACACGUGUGACACAAAAGGGUCAUUUCCUGUUCUCUCCACACUGUGCACAGCUGUGUUUGGUGUUCCACUAGGCUUCGAGUUAUAUUUAAGAAUUACCCACUGACUUCCAUUCAUAGCAGUAACUUUUGUUUAAAGUUCAGAGUUGUGUAUGGGACGUCUCCUGAAAUGUGCAACCCAAACAGACCUCAAAUAUCUAACCAUUAUGAGCUAUGAUUUAGAAGGGGAUGGGGAAUAAAUCCAGUUUAUUUUGUAAACCAGUUCCUCCAGGAUUACGUUUUUUUUUUUUGGGAUUUGUUGCAGGCAAAAAUACUUUUUUUGUUGUUGACAAAUUUAGAUUUUUCUUUUGAACUACUUUAAGUGAAGACACUUAAUUUCUAUGGGCUGUACUCAUGUUUGAUGCACACACAUCUAAGAGGCUUUGGCCGAAUCUGCAUUGUGAUGAAGUCACAAAUACUGUGAUCACAAAAUCAUGAAAUCCCAGAGGAACUGGUAGAUGAUUACUUCAUGAGUAAAUGAGUGUUCAUGUAUCAUGAGAGGGGUAAAGGUUAUUUAUGGGUGUGUUGAUGGUAAAUUAUGGAUCAGUUAUUUCAGAACUGACUAGGAUGUGGAAUUCAAACCUUUAUCCUCAACACAGGAGUAGUUACACAAACUGAUGCGAUGCUCCAAUAUUACUGUCAGUAUCAGAGAUUGGGUGGAAGAGUUGUACCUUUUAUUUUGAAGGAUAUAUUAAUGAAGCAAAACUUUACAGCAUGUGGUUGGCUUAAAGCAGCAGGCUGAGGGUAUGACAUUCACUUUGCAAACUGUGUUCCUGGUCCUAGUCAUAAUAUUGAAGAAAAAAAAAGACUAUUUUUAUGUAUUGAUUGUACACGGAUAUAGUGAAGCUGUCCUCGAAAACAUGGGCUUCAUUUAAAAGCACAGCAAAAGUUUAACUGGGUGUGUGUGUGUGUGACUGUACUGUUCAUUCUGUAAACAAAAUAAUUCAUUAAAUGUUUUGGUAUCUGUUCUUUGAACACAUGCAGACAGGUUUGAGCCCCAUUAUCCACAGAUUUUCUUUGGUGGAUGACAAGUUACUUUUUAAUAUUGUUUAGUAAUUUUGGCUAGUAGACUUUUUACUACACUAGAAGUAUUAAAUUCAAAGAUAGGUUAAUAAGAAGAAUGCAAAUAAUUUGUUGAUUUAACAAAAGACAGACAAAUAAUGUAGAGUAUAAUUUUUUAAAACAACUUGCUGAACUUACAGAAUUACUGCAGGAGAUACUUGCCACAAUGAACAGGAACUGGCAGCUAGGUGGUUUAAAUAAUGUUACAUAGAAGUAAAACCUGUCUAAAUGUGUUGCAUUUGAGCAUGUUACUCUGUCAUGUGAAGCUAACAGCGUGUCCUAUCAUAUUUGUAGUCUGGUCGCUUUUAUUUAUUUUAUUUAUUUUUUUACAUUCCUAUUGUUAUUUGAGAAAUGCAAAGAAAUGCUAUUAAGCAAAGAUGAAAAAAAAAUGCAUACAGUAAUAAAGUAAGCUUUAUUUGUUACAA